Molecule: messenger RNA, 8010 nt
Organism: Peronospora matthiolae
Lineage: Eukaryota; Oomycota; Peronosporomycetes; Peronosporales; Peronosporaceae
Source: the annotation of a GenBank genome assembly
AUGGUCGACAGCUUCACGCGGUUCCUGCCGGGGCUGCGCAGCAGCAACAGCAGCACCCGGUACCGCGCCGCGCAGAGCUUGCGUCUGUACAUCGAGUCCGAGUCCCGUGAUCUCUCGCAUGGCCUUUACAUGAAGUGGGUCACGGAUAUCAGCGCGCGACUGCUGCAGCUCUGUAACGCGAACGAAAGCGCCGAUCGUAUGGGCGGCAUUGCGGCCAUGGACGAGCUCGUGGAGCUCUUUAUCGCCGAGCGCAACGACCAGACGAUCAUUGAGUUUGCGCACUCGCUUACGAGAGUGUUCGAGAAGAUCCCGAGCGCGGACCCGCCUAUGCUGCGCGUGGCGGCGAAGGCUCUGGGCCACAUUGUGUCCACAGGCGGGACGAGUCUCAUUGAGUUUGUCGAGGAUUACCACGUCAAGCCUGCACUCGAGUGGCUUAAGAACGAGACGUUCCACGUGCGUCGACACGCUGCGGUUAUGAUCCUCAAAGAGCUGUCGAUCAACGCGCCGUCAACGUCGUUUCGGUACAUGGACAAGUACUUUGACUUUAUCUGGAGUGCCUUUUGGGACUCGAAAGUCGUUGUGCGCGUAAGUGCGAGUGAAUCGCUGCAGUCGUGCUUGAUGCUCAUUCAGCAACGCGAGUCGAAUCGCAAGACGUCGUGGUACAAUCGCGCACUCGAUGAAGCUGAAGGAGCGUUCAAGCGCAACAGCUCCGAAGCGACACAUGGCGCGCUGCUGAUUCUCAAUGAAUUGCUACGCAAUACGGGGGACUUUAUGCACUCGCACUAUGCGCGUGCUUGUCGACUGGUGUUCAGUCACCAGGACCACAAAAGCGCGACUGUGCGUUCUGCUGUGAUUAAUCUCUUCCCGCGUUUAGCCAAGUUUAACACGUCAGUCUUCGUGGAAAAGUGCUAUAGACCGUGUAUGAAUCAUCUGCUUGAGGUCCUUUUCUCGGCAACAACGACAACACGUCCUGAUGCACUACUUUCGAUUGGAAAACUGUCGCUGGCGAUUGGACCAUUGCUAGCAAGGGACGAGCAGGCACUGAUGGCGAUAAUGAAUGGAAUCAAGAGUGGACUGCAAGUGCGCAAAAAAGACUUCGACACACAUCGAGAGGCACUUGCAUGCCUGCGCAUGCUGGCAGAGACUGUGGGCCCUGCACUCAUUCGUGUCGACUUGGAGUCCAUGGUGGGUCCACUUUUUCAGAACGACUUGGACUCAUCGCUGGUCGAGACAUUGACGACCAUUGCCAAAAGGAUCUUGCCCAUGAAACCCGUCAUCCAGCAAAAGUUGUUUGAGAGACUAAGCUCAAUUCUGCGCUCUAGACAAAAUGAGACAACUGGGUCAACUACGACGCCCACAAGUAGGAGGCUUAAGACGGCCUCUAUUUCUGUGACAGGUGGGAUGCUGUCGAACCUGUUUCUUUCAGCGACGGGAGCAAAGACCAACGGAACGUCAGAUAGUGGUGCCACAUCAACUGAUGUAUCAUCAGCGAUCGCAAUGCAGGCGCUUGCGCUAGAGACGUUAGCCAACUUCGACUUCCAGGGCAACCGACUCAUCCCGAUCAUGUCAUUUGUUCAUGAAACAGUGGUUAAAUUCCUUGACCAUGAAGUUGCUACCAUUCGUAAAAGCGCAGCACUUACGUGCUGUAAACUUCUUCUGCCAUCAAUUGAAGACCGCACUGGUGGCGCAACCAUGACCUCGGAAGAUUUUGCUCGCCCUGUUACAUCGGUGCUGGAGCGCUUGCUAACAGUAGGCAUCGCUGACACUGAAGCAAGUAUUCGUCUGCGUGUUUUGGCAUCGUUGGAUUCACGUUUUGACCCGUUGUUGGCCCUAAACGACAACUUGCGGUGCCUUUUUAUUGCGCUGAACGAUGAGGUGUUCAGCAUCCGCCAAACUGCUAUGAGUACUCUUGGAAGACUGACGCACCACAAUCCGUCCACUGUGCUACCAUCUCUCCGUCAAACGUUGGUGCAGCUAUUGGCCGAGUUGGAAUUUAGUGGAGAUUCCCGAGGCAAGGAAGAGGGCGCACUAUUGAUCGGUUGCUUGUUGCGGUCAGCGUCACAGCUAGCACAGCCGUAUGUUCUUCCUAUUCUCCGCGUGUUGAUGAAGAAUUUACGUGAAGACUCAGAACGCCGUAGCCACAAUCGAAGCACAGUCAGUGUGAGCAAAGCUAUAUUGGCAACCUUGGGUGACUUGGCGGAAGUUGGUGCGCAAGAACUGACGCCUUACCUCGGGCAGCUAUUGCCGGAUGUUAUUGACGAAAUGCGGGACUCGAGCAAUCCACAAAUAUUGCAGGUCGCUAUUAAAACUUUGGGCCAGUUAGUGUCAUCGACUGGCUAUGUGGUACUACCUUAUCAUGAGUACCCAGAGUUGUUAGACUUGCUGUGUCAAGCUUUGCAAAAGUCGGGUGAUGCUUUUGAAUCUUUACGGAUUGAAGCGGGGCGUACAAUCGGUAUCUUGGGUGCGCUGGAUCCGUACAAUCUUCGUUUGUUCCACUUACAAAUGCAAGGCAAGCUCACGGAUGCAAAGAAGAAAGAGUUUCGCUCUAGCGCAUUUGCUGUUGGCGCGGGUGGGGUGUUCAGUCUGAUGGCUAAUGGAGCAGAUCCGUCAGAAACGCUGACAAGUAACGGAUUCGGUGCCGGGUCAAAGGAGACACUUACUGGCAUUCGUAUUGGCAAACGAAUUGGCGGACUUGGGUUGCUAGAUGAUGGUGCCGAGGAAGCUGCUCUUCAUCUCGAGGAAUCUCUUCUACUCGCGCCGACACGGAAGGUGGCAAAGAAUGACAAACAGACCAGUGGAAAGCUGACCAAUAUCAUUUUGGAGAUUCCACCGAACGAUUUGCUGCCCUCGAUGAUCUCGGAAUCGUUCCAGUACUUCCCUUCAGUAGCGAUCAACGCAUUGAUUCGCAUUCUCCUCGAACCACGUAAUUCGGUGCACUACCAGGGCACCUUCAUGGCUAUCAUGUACAUUUGCAAAAGCCAACGCAAGCGUGUGGGACAGCACUUGGACAAGAUCAUUCCAGCCUUUCUUUACACUUUGGAGAAAGUGAACCGUUCUCUGCGCAAAUUUCUUUUCGAGCAGCUCUGCGACCUGGUACGGAUUGUCGAAGAGCAGAUUCAGCCUCACUUGGACCACGUAGCGUUGCUUUCGAUCGUCAAUAGCUAUUGGGACGAACAUCUCGAAGAGGUUCUCAACUUGGUCAAGAAUCUAGCAAACUCACUGGGCGAGAAAUUUCGUGUUUACUUGCCGGAUCUCGUCCCUCAAAUGUUGCGCGUGAUUCGGACAGAGCGUGACAAUUCCGCCCGGCCACGAACACUGUUGGUACUAAAAACAGCUGUGUCUCUUGGGCGCUUGCUGGAUGGAUAUCUGCACUUAAUUAUUCCUGCACUCGUGGCGCUCAUCCAGAGUGAUGCGGAUGUGAAUGCGAGGAAGCAAGGUUUGGGCUCACUCGGAUCGCUCGUGAAGAAGCUUAACGUAAGCGUGUAUGCAUCAAAAAUUAUCCACAUGCUAGCACGUGUGAUCUCGUCUCAACCGGAGAUGGUGUAUCUGGCAAUGGAUUGCCUUUGCUGCAUGGUGUACACGAUGGGUGACGACUACGCGAUCUUUGUUCCAAUUAUUAGUCAGGUCUUGGGUCGCAACACAUCGCGUUCAAACGAUAUUUUUGACCGCUAUGAUCUCCUUGUGUCGAAGAUCUUGAAAUACCAGCCGUUGCCUGUAGCGUCAUGGGCAACGGAUCCGCUCAAAUCACGUGCAGAUGCUUCGGGUGAUCGUAAGGAGUCAAACUUGUCUGCCCAAGACGAGACCAAGAGCUUACCAUGCGACCAAAAAAACUUGAUGAAGGCAUGGGAGGCAUCGCAGCGGUCAACGAAGGAAGACUGGAACGAGUGGAUUCUAGCUUUUUCGGUGGAAUUGCUUCGAGAGUCACCCUCACCAGUCCUACGAGCUUGCAAAGAGCUGGCUUCAGUGUAUCAGCCUUUGGCACGAGAGCUGUUCAAUGCAUCGUUCGUGAGUGUGUGGCCUCAUCUGUCGUCUUCGACCCAGGACAAUUUGAUUCGGUCUCUGGAGUCAGCCUUUCAGUCGCCUCAUUUGCCAUCUGAAAUCUUGCAAACGCUGCUCAAUCUUGCUGAGUUCAUGGAGCAUGAUGACCAGCCUCUACCGAUUGAUAUUCGGCUGCUUGGGUCUUUGGCUGACAAGUGUCAUUCUUUUGCCAAGGCUCUUCAUUAUAAAGAGCUUGAGUUUAACACCAAUCCAAGUACUGAUGGGAUCCAAGCACUUAUCAGCAUUAACUCGAAGCUUAAUCAGCCAGAGGCCGCGCGUGGUAUUCUGAAAUAUGCCCUUGAAAAGCUGGCGGGUAUUGAGGUGAAGGCUUCGUGGCACGAGAAGCUUUUACGCUGGGACGAUGCGUUAGCGACACACGAUCGCGUUCUCCAAGAACAGCCGAAUAAUGUGGAGUCUAUCUUCGGCAAGAUGCGUUGCCUGUGGGCAAUUGGUGAGUGGCGUAAGCUGAAUGACCACGUGCAGGAGACGUGGUCCAAAAUUUAUGGUGAGAGCCAAGACUUGAACGGUGAGCACGCGGGCGGAGAAACGUUGCUGGAUGUGCCCCCAGCUUUGAAAAAGGAAUUGUGCAGUAGUGGCGCUCGGGUAGCCUUCUCGCUGCAAAACUGGGACUCGAUUCCGAAAUACAUUAACUCGGACAUGGACGCUACAGAGUCUCAUCUGUUUAAGGCAGUUGUGUCUAUAAGGCGUAUGGAGUUGGACGAGGCUAUGAGCUCUAUUACCGAUUGCCGAAAGGAAAUGGAUCCAACGUUGCGUUCCCUCGUAAGCGAGAGCUAUGCUCGAGCGUACCUUCCAUCUGUUGUGAAUUUGCAGAUGCUGACGGAGUUGGAGGAGAUAGUCGCCUAUUUGAAGACAUUCGCCUGCAACAAUAACGGUGAACUUACGCUUCUGUCAGCGCCUGUGCUAUCAUCUUCGGUGUCGACACCUGCAUCGCAUCGCAAACAAAGCAUCAGUAGUCUCAACUUUGUGUCUUCGGCGUCUUCAACAUCGUACGGACAUGAGAAACAAGUAGCACUGAAGAAACUGCAAACGAUUUGGACCAGACGAAUGCUAGGAGUGGAGCGCAGCAUAGAAGUGUGGCAAAGCCUUAUGCUGGUGCGAUCGCUCGUAUUUGAUCCCAGGGAAGACGUCGAUAUUUGGCUAAAGUAUGCACGUUUGUGCUUGAAGUCGGGGCACAUCAACCUUGCUGCUAGCGCUCUAUGGCGCGUUGGCGCACAACCGUUCAUUCGCAGUGUUGAACGAGACCCUUACGCACCGAUCCCGAUCAACCUUGGUGGCAACGUCGGAGCAAGCCAAGGUUUUGCAAAUGGACUGCUGAGUUUAGCGGACAGCACAGCGCAGGACCCGCGCGUGGCGUUUAGCUUUUUGCGACACCUGUGGGCAGAAAAUCGCGAAGACGUGGCUUUGAAGCAAAUGGAUUACUUCAUCGAGGCACUGGAGCAGCACGGGGAUCCAACAAAUGAAGAUAUGCGUAGACUACGUGUACAAGUGUAUAUUCAGCUGGGCGAGUGGCAAAUGUCGCUGUCGGAGCCACACAAACAAGCUGAUGGAGCGUUUGACCAUGUCCUCGAGUGUCUGGAGACAGCAACGAAGCUAGACCCGACCAAUGACCGCGCGUGGCACGAGUGGGCCCUCAUGAACUUUCGGGCACUUGAAGCUACCAUGAAAGAAUCUGGCCAAGGAGAUCCGAAGCGUUACGCUGUUCGAGCCAUCCAGGGUUUCUUCCGGUCGAUUUCCUUCGGCCACACGAGCUAUGAUGUGACGAAAGACGUUUUGCGUCUGUUGACACUUUGGUUUGCACAAGGCAAUCGUAGCGAUGUCCACCUAGCGAUGGUUGAAGGAUUCCACGAGGCAUCUAUUGAUACGUGGUUGGAUGUCAUUCCACAGCUUAUUGCGCGUAUUGACACGCCGAACCCGAAGACGAGCGAGCUCCUUCAUGAUCUGCUCUCUCGAAUUGGACAAGCACAUCCUCAGGCUCUAAUUUACCCCAUCACAGUGGCUUCUAAGGCUCUCAACCCCACUCGAAAGCUCGCAGCCGAGGGGAUUCUUGCUGCUGUGCGUCGACAUAGUUCUCAGCUCGUGUAUGAGGCUGAUAUGGUAUCGCGCGAACUUAUUCGCGUGGCCAUCCUAUGGAAUGAGUUGUGGCAUGGUGCUCUCGAAGAAGCAUCGAAGCAUUUCUUCAACAACCGCGAUGUGACUGCUAUGAUUGCUGAGCUGGCUCCACUUCACGAGCUGAUGGAUCAAAUUGGCACGGAAGAGACACCCACACUACGCGAAGUAGCGUUCUACCAAGCGUUUGCGCGAGACCUGAAAUACGCAAAGGAGUGGACCAACGUUUAUGAGCGCACAAAGAGCCUGGACGAUUUGAAUCAGGCAUGGGAUAUCUACUACAGCGUCUUCUCUAAGAUUCGCAAGCAGCUCGCGAAUCUCUCAGCGCUGGAAUUGGCCAACGUCGGACCGAAGUUGCUUUCAGUGCGCAAUCUGACACUUGCAGUACCGGGCACGUACAAGGCUGGCGCCCCAAUUGUCCGCAUCCAGUCCUUUGAUACAAAAGUCACAGUGCUCACGUCGAAGCAGCGGCCGAGGAAGGUGUCUAUCAACGGAAGUGACGGGAAAGCUUAUCCGUUCCUGCUUAAAGGCCACGAGGACCUGCGCCAAGAUGAGCGAGUGAUGCAGCUUUUUGGCGUAAUCAAUACCCUGCUAGCCAACGACAGCGACACCAGCAAACGCAACUUGGCCAUCCAGCGUUACUCGGUGCUUCCAUUGUCUCACACGAGCGGCUUGAUCGGAUGGGUACCCAACUGUGAUACCUUGCACCAGCUUAUCCGCGACUACCGUGAGGCGCGUAAGAUCCAGCUGAACGUUGAACACCGGCUGAUGGUGCAGAUGGCCCCUGACUACGACAAAUUGCCACUCAUGCAGAAGGUCGAGGCAUUUAAAUACGCACUAGGUGAGACGACCGGUCAAGAUCUCUACCGCGUCUUGUGGCUGAAGAGCCAGGACUCAGAGGUGUGGCUCGACCGCCGCCGCAACUUUACGCGCUCGCUCGCUGUCAUGUCGAUGGCCGGUUACAUUCUCGGUCUUGGUGAUCGGCACCCGAGCAAUCUUAUGCUGGACCGUGUGUCCGGCAAACUCGUUCACAUCGACUUUGGUGACUGCUUCGAAGUAGCGAUGGAGCGCGACAAGUACCCGGAGAAAAUUCCGUUCCGACUCACGCGCAUGCUUACACAAGCUAUGGAGGUUAGCGGCAUCGAAGGCAACUUUCGUUACACGUGUGAAGCAUCGAUGCGCGUUCUUCGCGAUAAUCGCGACUCGCUCAUGGCAGUGCUGGAGGCUUUCGUGUACGACCCUCUCAUCAAUUGGCGGUUGCUCAAGAAGGACACGGUGCCGUCUCACGCACAACCGGAAGAUGACGGCGCGGGUGGUGCCGAGCGUGGAGGAGGCACUGGAGACGGCUCGGAUGUCAGCACUAGGGAGGAUUCCAUUCGUGUCAGGCGUGAAAGUGGACAGGACGGCGACGACGAUGGCGAUGGGGAAGGAGAUGACGAUGCUGCGAAUGAUGAGAGUUUGGGCGAGGACAAGCUGACGGGAAACAGUGUGAAGAGCUCGACGUCAUUGACCCCCGUGACUUCGAGGAGACGACGUCACUCUUCAUCGGAAGCUGCAAUGCUGGGAUUCAACAUGGACAUGCUCGACUCCGCAAUGGCGCGCGCUUCGAUCGCAGAAGGACAGCGGGACAACUUUGGCACGUCGUUCGUGGCCGCUGCCCAUCCGCAAUUGAACGAGAAGGCGUUGAGCGUCAUCGAGCGCGUUAAGAAGAAACUUGCUGGUCGUGACUUUGACGAUGGCAGCAAGGUGCUGACGGUGGAUGCACAAGUGGAUCGGUUGAUCCAUCAAGCCACGUCGCACGAGAACUUGUGUCAACUCUAUUACGGGUGGUGUCCCUUCUGGUAG